AUGCCACCCUGUGGCACCCUGUCCUGCCACCAUCUACAGAUGCCUCUGCUGCUCCUGCUUAUGCUGUCCGGACACUGCCAGGCAGUGUGCCCAGCAUCGUGCUCCUGCAGCGAGGGUCACAGGGAAGUGGACUGCUCCUGGAGGGGUCUGAGACAACUGCCUGACAGCCUGCAGCACAACAUCCACUUCUUAAACCUGUCCCACAACAGACUAGUUGACUUAGACCACCGUCUCAGCCCGUACACUCACCUUCGUACUCUGGACAUCUCGUACAACAGGCUUAGCCGCAUGCCAGCCUCACUGCCACGGGCACUAUGGGAGAUCCGAGCUUCCGGCAACCGCUUGCGCCUGCUAGAAAAGAACGAUACAGCCUACCAGUGGAACUUACGAACGCUCGACCUCUCAGCUAACAAGCUGGAACGCGUGGUAUUUAUCAAUAACACGCUACCAAGCCUGCGUGCCCUCAACCUCAGCCACAAUCGCUUCUGGACCGUGCCGACCAACAUGCCCCAGCACCUGGAGGAGGUGGACCUUUCCCACAACACCUUGGUCCAGAUCUUGCCAGGCUCUCUGGAUCGUCUCACCAGGCUGGAGCGCUUUUACCUGCACGCUAACCGAUUUGCGUCUCUGAGCGAGGGAGCCUUCCGGCACCUGGCCCGCCUCAGGCUGAUCACCCUGGGGGAGAAUCCCUGGGCAUGUGAGGAUGGACCCAGCAUCAGUCAUCUCCUGGACUGGGUCCAACAUACCACAGCCCGAGUACUAGGCUGUCCCUGCCAUACGUGGCACGUCUGCGGUGAAGCCCACCAAGCCAGGACAUGGGGCUGGCACUUCGCCACCUACACCUUGUCCGCCUGGGGUCCAGGCAGCCACGAGUUUGGUCACCCACCCACAGAAGCCAUCACCACUGCUUACAGGUCUCAAACUGUGUUUCUAGAAACGGCGCACACCACGGGAUCCCCAGAAGCUCCCUACAGUCCUGAAGCAAAAGACCCUUCCAACAGCAGCUCAAAUUCCACACCACAAACUCUCUCAACAGCAGAGAAUCCAUUCGAGACAGACACCCUCAUGACUACUGACGGUUACUUCACCACUACUAUCACAACAACCACACGGAGGACAACCACUCUCCGCACCAGGAGUGUCAAGAGAGCCAACCAGGGCACAAGUCGAAACACAAGCUCAGGACAAGGCGGCGUGUCUCCAUUCCUUUUAGUUCUGGGCAGUUCUCUCCUGGCAACAGUUGUCAAAGUCCUCUGA
This is a messenger RNA of Chanos chanos (milkfish), 1257 nucleotides long. RefSeq names its product oligodendrocyte-myelin glycoprotein. Gene Ontology annotation, molecular function: protein binding. The transcript has a single exon. The record is from RefSeq and is a predicted model, not a curated record. NCBI's taxonomy places the organism in Eukaryota, Metazoa, Chordata, Actinopteri, Gonorynchiformes, Chanidae. Bases 1 to 1257 code for a protein of 418 amino acids. Gene Ontology annotation, biological process: neuron projection regeneration.